Loxodonta africana (African savanna elephant) is the source of this 5310-nucleotide messenger RNA. It is a transcript of the gene CEP85, whose product is annotated as centrosomal protein 85. Lineage: Eukaryota; Metazoa; Chordata; Mammalia; Proboscidea; Elephantidae. The coding region runs from base 199 to 2493 and encodes 764 amino acids. The record is from RefSeq and is a predicted model, not a curated record. Gene Ontology annotation, cellular component: centrosome. The transcript has 15 exons.
CUGUGUGUCGCGCGGGCUGGCGGGUGUGUAACGGCCGUUAGGCGAAUUGAGGGACGGAACCGCCUCCCGCGGCAGACGUGGUGGUCAGUGGCCCUGAGUGAGGGAUUUCGCCUCCGCUUUCAGACCCACGUCUUUUUCCACCUCAUCCCUCUUGCUAAGAAGAUCCAUGGCAAAGAUUCGUUGGCUCAAAUAACUGUGAUGGCAAUGCAGGAGAAAUACCCAAGUGAGAGAAUCUCCCAGGCCAAUUCACCAGGUUCCAGUGUGAUUCAGAAGGGCAGUUCCCUGGGGACUGAGUGGCAGACCCCAGUUAUCUCAGAUGCCUUUCGGAGCCGCUUCAGCCGCUGUUCAAGUGUAGCAGACAGUGGGGACACAGCCAUUGGCACAUCAUGCUCAGACAUUGCAGAGGAUUUUUGCAGCUCAAGUGGCAGCCCUUCUUUCCAGCCCAUCAAAAGCCACGUCACCAUUCCAACAGCCCAUGUGAUGCCUUCUACUUUGGGGACCUCUCCUGCCAAGCCAAAUUCUACAACUGCUGGACCCUCUUCCUCCAAACUUCCUUUGUCAGGGUCGGCUGAAAGUGUGGGGAUGACGAGAAAUGGAGACCUCAGUGCAAUGAAACGCUCUCCAGGUCUGUCUAGAGAUCUGAUGUAUCUCUGUGGUGCUGCUGGAGAAAAUGGAAUUGAGCAGUCCUGGUUUCCAGCAGUGGGCCAUGAAAGAGAGAAAGAGGUGAGGAAGUUUGAUGUUCCCAACAUGGAGUCUACCCUCAAUCAGUCAACGACAAUGGAUACACUUUAUUCAGAUCCCCACUACCGAGUCCACUUCCACAGUCCAAGAGCUGACACAAACAAGGAGUUGUACAAAGUGUUGCCUGAGGCCAAGAAGGCACCAGGCAGCGGGGCUGUAUGUGAGCGGAAUGGACCACACCCAAACAGCAACGGGGUGCUUCCUUUGGGACUCCAGCCUGCUCCCGGGCUCUCCAAACCUCUACCCUCUCAGGUAUGGCUGCCGAAUCCUGACCCUUGGCAUCCCCGUGAGCGAUCCUGUGAACUCAGCACUUGUCGGCAGCAGCUGGAGUUGAUCCGUUUACAGAUGGAGCAAAUGCAGCUUCAGAACGGAGCCAUUUGCCACCAUCCCACUCCUUUUGCUCCUUCACUGCCCACCUUGGAGCCGGCACAGUGGAUCAGCAUCUUGAACAGUAAUGAACACCUCCUGAAGGAAAAGGAACUCCUCAUUGACAAGCAGAGGAAACACAUCUUGCAGCUGGAGCAGAAAGUGCGAGAGAGUGAACUACAAGUCCACAGUGCCCUUUUGGGCCGCCCUGCUCCUUUUGGGGAUGUCUGCUUGCUGAGGCUGCAGGAAUUGCAGCGAGAGAACACCUUCUUACGCGCACAAUUUGCACAGAAGACAGACGCCUUAAGCAGAGAAAAGAUCGAGCUUGAAAAGAAACUCUCUGCUUCAGAAGUUGAAGUCCAGCUCAUCAGAGAGUCACUCAAAGUGGCAUUGCAGAAGCAUUCAGAGGAGGGGAAGAAACAGGAAGAAAGGGUCAAGGGUCGUGAUAAACACAUCAAUAAUCUGAAAAAGAAAUGUCAGAAGGAAUCGGAGCAGAACCGGGAGAAGCAGCAACGUAUUGAAACUUUGGAGCGCUACCUGGCUGACCUGCCCACCCUGGAAGACCAUCAGAAGCAGAGCCAGCAGCUUAAGGAUUCUGAGUUGAGGAGCACAGAGCUACAGGAGAGAGUAACUGAGCUGGAGAAUUUGCUGGAGGAGACCCAGGCAGCCUGCAGGGAAAAGGAGGCUCAACUGGAAAGCCUGAGACAGAAAGAAGCCACUAAACAAAGCCUGCAAGAUAAGCAGUGUGUAAAGACCAGUGGAGAAUGUCCAGCCCAACAGGAAGAACGUCCGAAUGUAGAAGUGGAGUCUUGGCAGAAGGAAUGUGAUUCACUCCGAAAGAUUGUAGAGAAGCAGCAGCAGAAGAUGGAUCAGCUGCGUUCACAAGUACAGAGCCUAGAACAGGAAGUGGCUCAAGAAGAAGGAACAAGCCAGGCCCUGAGAGAAGAGGCCCAGCGGAGGGAGACUGCUCUGCAGCAGCUGCGCGCAGCUGUGAAGGAGCUUUCAGUGCAAAACCAGGACCUGAUUGAGAAGAAUCUGACACUCCAGGAACACCUGCGUCAGGCCCAGCCACUGUCCCCACCUUCGCCAGACACAGCCCAGCUGGCACUUGAGCUGCACCAGGAGUUGGCCAGCUGCUUUCAAGAUCUGCAGGCUGUCUGCAGCAUUGUGACCCAGAGGGCCCAAGGCCAUGACCCCAAUCUCUCUCUGCUCCUGGGCAUUCACUCUGCACAGCACCCAGGGACUCAGCUAGACUUGCAGAAGCCGGAUGUGAUCAGGAAGAAGCUAGAGGAGGUUCAGCAGCUGCGCUGUGACAUCGAGGACUUAAGGACCACCAUGUCAGACAGAUAUGCCCAGGACAUGGGAGAAAACUGUGUCACACAGUGAGGAAUGCUGGGGGUGUGGGACAGGCCCUGUUCCCCCAGGGAGGGUCUGGGCUGCUGAGAGCCCCGUCCAGCAGGUCCCUGCCCUGACAAUCUCUUGCCUGCUGUCUGCUGCUAUUCCUAGAGAAGGGGGAGGGCAGUGAGAGUCUGCAUCUGGGGGCCCAGGGCUGACUAGGGAACUGUGCCUACCUUGCCCCACACUGGCUUUGCCUUGUUGGAUUAUGUUUGUCCUCUCAUCCUGGUUUCCCCUUUAAGGGUAAGUUACUAAUGAACUUUUGCAGGCACAAUUAAUAAGUUCUCAUACAGUGCUCCCAGCCCCAGGCUGAUGUCAGAGGCAAACAAGUUGCUUACAUCUAUUCUCCAUUCUCCGGGAUGGAUACCCAUUCAUUCCCAUUCCAUACCUUGAUCCCGCUGGUUCCCAGCAUUCAUUAGGGAGGCCCGGAAGGGCUAAGUACCAGAAGCAUUGGCUGUUUGAGGAUCAGGCCUCAUGUGCCAGCCUUCCUGGGAGCUGACCUAGCUUUCUGGAUUUUCUCAGGCCUAGUUCCACUGCUGCUUCCUCAGGGCUCUUGUUCUCCCAGAAGCCUCAGGAUGAUCUGUUCAUGAGCAAAGAACCCACUAGGAUUGGAGGCCCCAAGAUAGCAGCCAGGGCUCCUUAAUCUGCUCACCAAGACAUUUUACAAGAGACCCUGUUCUCUAGCAGCCCUCAGUCCCUGGGGCCCUGGCCAUGUGGUUAGCACAGCCCCCUUCUUUGCUUUUCAGGCCUUCUUGGGCUUUGAGUAUCAAUUCUUCUCUGUGAUUCAGGACUUGGGGAGGAUUUUUCCCCAGAAUGCAGAAGGGCAACUGUCAAGCUGCUAACCUCCUCCCCUGGAGCUGGGGCUCAAGCCUAGCCUUCUCAUUUGUGCCUCUCAUGUUUGGGGGAGACUUUCACCUUCUUGGCUCAGGGUUCCUUGAGAGUUCAGAGUACCUAGUGCAGGUUAGCUUUAAGUUAAGCUUUCCAUGUUUGUUUGUUUGUUUUUUUCCAUUUCUCUGGGGCCUUUGGACCUUCUGCUUUCUGGUUUCUCUUGCCUUUUUGGCUUAGGGAGGCAUUUCACAGUUGUUUGGACCUGGCUAUUUGGACUGGGCCCAGGCCACCUCUAGAUCAGAAGCCAGGCCAAGCAGGGGCUGUGUGGGCAUGAGGGGAGCACCAAGCAGUUCAGGAGCCCAGAGUCAGCCAUGAGAUUCUUGCUAAGCUUUGGGCCUGCAGCAUUAUCCUGGACUUCACUCCUUGGCCUGAAUGAGGCUCCUUCUUAAGUGUUUUGACAAGUUUGUGUUUUAUUUAUGGAGUGACUUAUCCCUUUCAUUCAGAACAGCCCCACCCGGCCAUUCCCUCAGCCUCUGGGCUCCUGCAUCCUGAAAGCAGAGCUGCCUGGUUGGUCUCCGCCCUGUGUUGGGAGCCCAGCCACCAUGCUCACGGGUAUUUUUCCUUGUAAAGUUUAUAAGCAGUUAUUUAUAUGAAUCUUUGUUAUGUCAACUGGUUUGUAUUGCCUAUUUUGAUUACAAAAUAAAAUAUUUAACAGACUCCUCAGUUUUCUGUAGCCUUCCAUCACCACCUCGCCCUUGUCUUACCCUGUUUAGGCUUGUUGAAGCCAAAGGCUGGGUGUUUACCCAAGUUCCCCAGACAGCAGCAAGGAGGGACCUUUGGCAGGUCCAGUCUCACAUCAGUAUCUGUACCACUUACUUCUGCUCCUCUGUUGUUCUGUUGGGGCAAACAAGAUGUCUACCCACACCCCUUUCAUUUGGGCAAAGCUGUCCUGAGUCAUCAAGCAAGUUCAUCAUUGGGAAGAGUUUCAGCAGUCCUCCCCAGAGAGGAAGUCUCGCUGCUUCUGGGUUGCUGUGAGGAAGAAGCUCGCAGAGCAAGGCCAGGCACUGUUUGCCUGAGGGCACCAGUCUUGCUGGGCUGUUACCUGUCUGAGCUGGAACUGUUUGCCUGAGGGCACCAGUCUUGCUGGGCUGUUACCUGUCUGAGCGCUGGAACUGCGGGAAACUCGGGGGACAUCAUGGCCAACCCCAGACAUCUAGAUAAGUUCCCAAAGCUAGGCUGGUUGCUUGGUUCUGCUCCCUCUGAACCUAUUUAAGUUUUGCUGGGAGCAGUUGCUGUUUCAGACUGCUAUCCACAGCAUGGAGUUGGGGUUGAGCUGGGGGCCCCCCAGGACUGGUUGUGAAUCUUUAACAGAGGGCCAGGUGAGGCCAGGCUUUCCAGUUUUGACACUAACUUCUGCCUCCUUACUUUCCAGAGCUUUUUUUUUAUCAGCCUCUUGAUCUCCAUCUGGCUCGUUUAGGGUGUGGCCACCACCCUUCCUUGUCUAAACCUGCCUGAGUGGGGAGGAACUUCAGGGGAAAUCUGGAGCAGGCGCGGCACCUGCUUUAGUGUGCCUCCCCUUCCCCAGGGUUAUGGUGGGGGCUUCCCUGGGAGGGGCGUGGGGAGGUGGACCUGGAGAGAGGUUCCCUAGCUUGGAAACUUUGAGUUAGAAAACAGUCCGUGCUUUUCAAAGCCCGGAGCUGAGCUGCUUUAUCAUGGCUCCUCCUCUUGGGAGCUAACAGUGGCACGGAGGGGUGGUUGGGAGCACCAAAGCUGGGUGGUGACUGGGGCGCAGGCCUUUGCUAAACCCUUGCCCCUGCCCUCCUUGGCCCUCCUGCCAUCGGCUUCCUCCCCAGCCUCACUGGACCCCAGAAGAGGGUAGGACAGAAGAGGGCGGCUAGAAAAGGAGCGGCCCUGCGUGGGACUGAGGUCCCCGGCGCCUGGCCACAGAGGGGGAGGGGAGGGGGCCUCCGGCGCGCGGGG